Molecule: messenger RNA, 1703 nt
Organism: Seriola dumerili (greater amberjack)
Lineage: Eukaryota; Metazoa; Chordata; Actinopteri; Carangiformes; Carangidae
Gene: plxdc2b
Product: plexin domain containing 2
Exons: 15
Coding region: 108-1703 (531 amino acids)
Source: RefSeq, a predicted model, not a curated record
UUACGAGAGUCCACGGGGGUAAGCGGUGUCUGUGCAUGAGAAAGACGGGACCCCUCUGUUAAAACGACCGGGACAUCGAGAAGAGGAAUCAGCGGCGGAACUUGGAUAUGGCGGGCGUGAAGACGGUCGACCUGCUCGUUGGAGUUGUUUUAGUUUUGCAGUGUGUGGGGAAUGUCCGAGCCGAGAUCCCAGCCAGUAACGCGGUCUCUUACUCAUAUGUGGAGGGGCAGGCAGGAGAUGAGGACGCAGCGGUGGACGUGAAGCUCUACAGUCACCGGUGGAGGAGAUGGCUUCCCCCAAAACCUCGUAACAUGGACAGUAACAGGGCCAGUCAGGAGCAGGACCAGGAGCCCGAGCAGGAAGAGCCUGAUGGGUUCCCAGGGCUGCUCUCAGCAGAGGAAACAGACAACAGCUCCCAGAUAGAGGAGGAUACAGAUCACAACUACUACACAUCAAAAACAUACGGGCCGUCAGAUCCAAUGAGCAAGGACUUGUGGGUAAAUAUUGACCAGAUGGACAAGGAAAAAGUGAAGAUCCAUGGCAUCCUCUCCAACACGCACAGACAAGCGGCGAGAGUUAAUCUGUCCUUCGAUUUCCCUUUUUAUGGACAUUUCCUGCGUGAAAUCACCGUGGCAACUGGUGGGUUCAUCUAUACCGGUGACGUGGUCCAUCGGAUGCUAACAGCUACACAGUACAUCGCUCCCCUAAUGGCCAACUUUGACCCAAGCGUCUCCAGAAACUCUACUGUUAUCUACUUUGACAACGGUACUGCUCUGGUGGUGCAGUGGGACCACGUCCACCUACAGGAUAAUUACAACCUAGGGAGUUUCACCUUCCAGGCCACGCUGCACAACACUGGCAGGAUCGUCUUUGCAUACAAAGAGAUCCCUGUUGAGGUGUCACAGAUCAGCUCUGUCAAUCACCCUGUGAAGGUGGGCCUGUCUGAUGCCUUUGUGGUGGUCCACAAGAUCCAACAGAUACCCAACGUGAGGCGGAGGACAAUCUACGAAUACCACCGCGUGGAGCUGACGAAGACAAAGAUCACCAAUUCUACAGCCGUGGAAAUGAUGCCUUUACCCACCUGUCUCCAGUUCACCAGCUGCAGCACCUGCAUCUCCUCACAGAUCAACUUCAACUGUAGCUGGUGUCAUCGCCUCAGCAGAUGUUCCAGUGGCUUUGACCGCCAUCGGCAGGAUUGGGUGGAUAACAGCUGCCCAGAUGAAACCAAGGACAAGAUGUGUGACAUCAUUGACACUACGUACCUCUACCCCUUCACCACCACCGUUGUCGCCAAAACAACAUCCAGGAGCAAAGAGGCCACUGCGGGCAGGGACAUGCCCUCCACCUCCCACCCUCCCACCAGUGUCCCCACUGAAGAUGACACAAAGAUCGCUCUGCAUCUCAGAGACAACCAGGCAAGUCAAACAGACAGCACUGUGGGCAGGAUGCCAGGCACACACCCUCUACACACUGGUCUGAUCCUCGGUAUCCUGCUGGUGAUGCUCAUCAUGGUUGCCGGCGUGCUGGUCACCGUCUACAUCUACCACCACCCCACCUCUGCCGCCAGCCUCUUCCUCAUCGAGAGACGCCCGAGCAGGUGGCCAGCCAUGAAGUUCCGCCGGGGGUCAGGUCACCCAGCUUACGCGGAGGUGGAGCCGGUGGGCCAGGAGAAGGAGGGCUUCAUCGAGUCCGAGCAGUGCUGA